Molecule: messenger RNA, 1886 nt
Organism: Hemiscyllium ocellatum (epaulette shark)
Lineage: Eukaryota; Metazoa; Chordata; Chondrichthyes; Orectolobiformes; Hemiscylliidae
Gene: cpsf4
Product: cleavage and polyadenylation specific factor 4
Exons: 8
Coding region: 8-826 (272 amino acids)
Molecular function (GO): RNA binding; zinc ion binding
Source: RefSeq, a predicted model, not a curated record
CGGGAGGAUGCAGGAGCUCAUUUCCAACGUGGAGCACAUCAGGUUCGAGCUGGAGAUCGCGGUGGAGCAGCAGCUGGGGGCCCAGCCGCUCCCGUUCCCGGGAAUGGACAAAUCUGGGGCAGCGGUCUGUGAAUUCUUUCUGAGAGCAUCAUGUGGAAAGGGUGGGAUGUGCCCUUUUCGUCACAUCAGCGGCGAGAAGACAGUGGUGUGCAAACACUGGCUGAGGGGCCUCUGCAAGAAAGGAGAUCAGUGUGAAUUCUUACACGAGUAUGACAUGACCAAGAUGCCUGAGUGCUAUUUCUAUUCCAAAUUUGGAGAAUGUAGUAAUAAGGAAUGUCCAUUUCUACACAUUGACCCUGAGUCCAAAAUCAAAGACUGCCCCUGGUAUGACCGAGGAUUUUGUAAACAUGGUCCCCUGUGUAGGCACCGACACACACGGCGCGUCAUCUGUGUUAACUAUCUGGUAGGAUUCUGUCCUGAAGGCCCCAGCUGUAAAUUUAUGCAUCCUCGUUUUGAGCUGCCAAUGGGUACUGGUGUUGACCAACCACCGUUACAGCAACAGCAACAGAUACUUCAAAAGCAGAGUCUUACUCCGUUUCUUCAGCGGUCAUCCUCACUGGUACAGAUACCUAGCACCAACAUAAUUGUAGGGCAGCAGAAGUCAAACACGCAAUCAAGUGGAUCAGUGCAACAAUCUCAAUUUCAGACAUUGUCGAAUCGAGGCCCUAGACCAUUAGAGCAAGUCACGUGUUAUAAGUGUGGUGAGAAAGGACAUUAUGCUAAUCGAUGUACCAAAGGACACUUGGCAUUUCUUAGCGGUCAGUAGCAGAGUCAUUGGUGAACAACACAUUGGAAAACUCUCCAGUUCUAUUAAUGCCCUGAUUGGAAUGUACAUUAUUCUUGGAUGGGGUUGGGAGUUGGAAAACUUAAUUUAUCUUUUUUUCUCCCCACCUCCCGAGCCCCUUUAUGCACAUUGUGACACUUGUUACUGAAAUAUGUGCGCUGUUUUAAAGUUUGGUGUCAGGAAGCACUACACCGUGAAGAAAAGCUACUUUGAAUAGCUUCUACUUGUAAUGUUUCCAGCCAUAGCCUUUAAUGUCCUUCAGCUCCGACUUUUUCAGUGAAAAUAAGUACAGAGUUGGCAGUGGAUUUAAUUGGCAAGAAACUGAGGGAGAGAACAAAGCAGAUUGCUAGAUUGUGAUCUUUAUAUCUCACAAUUUGUGAAUUACUUUUUUUUUGUUUCUCCAAUUGUGAGGGCAGUUUUGAGUCAUGUAUUGAGCUGAAGCUGUUUGUAAUGUUUUUAGAGGCCUUUUACAGGCAUACCUCUCAAUUCUGGUAGCAUCCAUUCAAAGCAUUGAGCAGAUCUGCUGUUCUCUGUAGAGAACCAUAAAUUUGGUUGGUCUCAGUGUCUAAUACAAGUCUGAUCCUUUUCUCUAGCGGAGCUGUUAUUGAGAUGCUCUGAAUUUAGACAUUUGAGAUUUAUGUAUAUAAAAGUGGUAGGGAAAGGAGCGGAGAACAUCCUUAGUCAUAUUUCAAUGAAUGGAUUCGCACCAGGCACUGGAAUAGUGUUCUGAUACUCAACCUCACAUUGAUGUGAAAGCCAACAGAAAAUCCUGGCUAGAUAUCAAACUUGGAAACAAAUAUGUCUGUUGGAUUAGCAAAAUAAUGAUUGAUGAGGGUUACUUUAGGUCACGUAGAAUUACUUGCUAGGAUGUCUUAUUGAUUUGCCCUGUGCGUUAUCACAUUUUAUAGGAAAGAAGCUUUUAGCUUUGUGGCAGAAGAAAAAUGCAAUAAAAGUUGCAGAAAUUCUACUCUUGAAACCUAAAUUACCUUAUGAUUGUCAUGUGUUAAUUUUUAUCCAAUUUAAUAAAUAUUUUUUAACAAAA